This is a messenger RNA of Cooperia oncophora, 471 nucleotides long. NCBI's taxonomy places the organism in Eukaryota, Metazoa, Nematoda, Chromadorea, Rhabditida, Trichostrongylidae. The record is from the annotation of a GenBank genome assembly.
UUGUCGCGGUUUCAGGUAUUUCCAGCUUGUGGAACUCAUUUGAAGAAUCGUGGCGUGCAUUUCAGCGAUGAAUACGGCCAGCAUGAAGAUAUCUUAAUAGUGAAAUUGAGAAAAGGGCAAGAAAUCAAUCUCAAAUGUUACGCCAAAAAGGGUUUUGGCAAGGAGCACGCCAAAUGGAAUCCCACAUGCGGUGUUGGUUUCGAGUACGAUCCUGAUAAUGCUUUGCGUCAUACGAUUUAUCCAAAUCCGAAAGAAUGGCCCCGAAGCGAGUUUUCACAGCUGAAAGAUCAGGAAGGAGAAGAAAAACAGUAUGAGGCACCGUACGACCCUCAUGGGAAGCCGAAUAAGUUUUGGUUCACAAGUAAGCGAUUUCUUUUCUUGGAAAUCACCUCCGAAUUCUUUCUUUCUCUCUUAUUCAACAGCUAUGACUUUAAACUUUUACGCGGAAGUUUGGUCUUUCGGGGUUUUUGA